GGAAGAAGAAGAGGAUCUCGGUUGCCCUCGUUCUGCCCGGGGGCAAGGAGGCUCAGGGCAUCGUCCGCAGCCCGGGCCCUGGAGGAGGCCAGCUCCCUGGGUCGAGGCCGUGCCCGCCCCCGCGCGCACGUAGGCGUCCGUCGGGCGGCCUCCCUCCUGGCUGGCACCUCUGCGUCCCCUGCCGCGCAGCAGCCUUCCCGCUCCGGCAGCCCCUGGUUGUAGGGAAGGGUCGCGCCAUGCCCGCGGCGCCGCCCCCGCCCUCGCUGCCCGCCCCAGGACACCCUCCGGGCGGCGCCCCCCGGCCUGGCCCCGGACACCGGGGAGGCCUUGACCAUUCUUUAAAGUACUUGAGCUCAAGAAUAACAGAGAGACGGCUGCAGGGUUCCUCUGUGCCCAGUGGUCGAGGAGGCCUCUGUGGAAAACCACUGGUAGGGGCUCAGAGAUCUGUGUGCCCUGUGUUCAGCCCCCAGAGUGGCUUCCAUCCCAUCCACGCGGAGAACAGCGUCAUGAAGCCCAGGGUGGUGACGGUGGUGAAGCCGGGGGGCCCCCCUCUCAGGAAAAUCACCCUGCUGCUAAACAGGAGGUCAGUGCAGACCUUUGAGCAGCUGGUGGCUGACAUCUCAGAAGCCCUGGGCUUCCCUCGCUGGAAGAAUGACCGGGUAAGGAAGCUGUACAGUCUGAAAGGCAAGGAAGUCAAGAGCGUGUCAGACUUCUUCCGGGAAGGAGACGCCUUUAUUGCCAUGGGAAGAGAGCCACUGACCCUGAAGAGCAUUCAGACGGCCAUGGAGGAGCUAUCUCUGGGCAAGCCGCGGGCCCUGACGCUGACUCAGCACAGCUGGGCACCUUCUCCUCGGCUGAAGAGCAGGCCGCACAGCAAGGCCUUGAAGGCCGAACAGCUCCUUGGGGACGCAGAGGGCCCUAAGAGCCGCAGCCAGGCCUCCUUCCCCAAGGUGGGCCCCAAGCCCGAGGGGAAGGCUGAACUCCAGCCAGGGGCCGAGGAGAGACUGCGGACCCAGAAGAAGUGGGGCCCUGAACAUCAUGCCAAGCCAGACCGGAAGGUGGGACAAGAGGAGGCCCCGCCCAAUGGAGAGAAGCACCGAGACAGCCCGCUGGACAAGAGUUCGGGUGAGAUGAUCCGGUGUGAGAAGUGCAAACAAGAGAGGGCCCUGCGGAGCACUCCGCAGCGGCAGAGGCUGCCCGAGCUGUCUCUGGGCAGCAGCGAGCUGGACCUGGGCAAGGGCCCCAGGGGUCAGCCAGAAAGGAUGGUGAGGAUGAAGAGUUGCAGAGGACCCCUGUGGGGCACGUCUCCAACUGGGGACGAAGUCUGGGGGAAGGGCGCCAGCUGGAGGGACAGCCCCAGGGCCCCCAGCCUGGAGCUGGAGAGGCCCCCCAGAAUGGCGGACAAGAAAGAGAGGAGGGACUUGGAAGCGCACGAGCGUGCCGAGCCAGCUCCAGCACCGGGACCAGCCGCCGCCAGAGGCAGGAGGGAAGGCGCUGAAGCUCAGCCCAUCCCAGAGGGCGCGCCCCCGCAGGGAGAUCCGCGGAGCGGCCUCCGAGCUAGACAGAGUGGCUGGCUGCUGCGGGAGCGCCAGGCCUCAGCAGAGAGGCCGCCGAGAGGCCCUGAAGCGGAGCGGGAAGACAGGGGUCAGCGGGGCUGCCUCCAGGGAGGCCGGCGACAGGCGCCUGGGGAGGGGGCCCUGAGCAGGCCAGACAAGGAAGCGAAGCUCUCCGUGGAGGAGCCCAAGCCGGGCCAGGCGGCGGGCAAGAAGCUGAGACUGGCCGACGGCAGCAAGGCCAAUGUGGAGGCUCAUUACGAAGUGGGCAAGGUCAUCGGGGAUGGGAAUUUCGCCGUGGUCAAGGAGUGCAGGCACCUGGCCAGCCAGCGAGCUUACGCCAUGAAGAUCAUCGACAAGUCCAAACUGAAGGGCAAGGAAGACAUGGUGGACAGUGAGAUCUUCAUUAUCCGCAGCCUCUCGCACCCCAACAUCGUGAAGCUGCACGAGGUGUACGAGACCGCCGCCCAAAUCUUCCUGAUCCUGGAGUAUGUGCGGGGCGGGGACCUCUUUGACGCCAUCCUGGAGCACGUGAAGUUCAGUGAGCAGGAUGCUGCCUGCAUGAUCACCGACUUGGGCCGGGCGCUGGUGCACAUGCAUGACAAGAGGAUCGUCCACCGCGACCUCAAGCCGGAAAACCUCCUGGUCCAGCGAAAUGCAGACAAAUCCACCACCUUGAAGCUGGCUGACUUUGGCCUUGCCAAGCAUGUGGUCAAGCCCUUAUUUACCGUGUGUGGGACGCCCACCUACGUGGCCCCAGAGAUUCUCUCGGAGAAAGGGUACGGGCUGGAGGUGGACAUAUGGGCGGCCGGCGUGAUUCUCUACGUCCUGUUGUGUGGCUUCCCUCCCUUCCGCAGUCAAGAGAGAGACCAAGAGGAACUGUUCGCUAUCAUUCAGCGGGGACGCUUCGAUUUCCUCCGUCCGUACUGGGACAACAUCUCAGAGGCUGCCAAGGAUCUAGUUCGCCAGCUGCUGGUGGUCGACCCCAAGAAGCGCUACACGGCCCACCAAGUCCUUGAGCAUCCGUGGAUCAAGGCGACUGGGAAGGCGAGCCCGGUCUACGGACAGGCAGAAGUGACAACCGCCAGUGAAGGGAUUGGAGACUCCAAGCUCCUGAGUUUCAAAAGGACAGGAAAUCAAGUAUCUGAACGUUUCAGCAGCUGGGCUUUGCGGUCAGUGACCUUCAGGAGUGACCUUUGGGACCAGCCCAGUGGUAUAAGGCGUGAGGACUCAUCCAGCAGUUAUGACACAUCUGGAUAUCCACAUGGUAGAACCAGUGUUAUGUAGAGACCAUAAUGAGUGAAUGUGUUCUCCUCAGAGAUGGACGUGACAAAGAGGAGAGAGGGCCCCCAAGGUGGGGGAAGGAAACCUUGGCAUUUUUGUCCUUGUUAUGUCUCACAGUAAAUCUCUUUAUAAAAGCUAAUUGAUGCUCAGUGGUUAAUGGAACUGACCAGUCCAUCAAUAAUCAUUUAUUAAGCACCUAUUAUGUGCCAAGCCGUGCUGAGCGUUGGGGUGCUCAGCACUCACUGGUACCUAAUCGGGAAAGACACAACUAGUGGAAGCUUGAGCUGAUGGCAAUAGAGAACCUGAGCCUGGGGGUCUUUUUGUUGUUGUUCUUGUUGUUUUUUGUUUUUGGAGCCUGGGGGUCUUUAAGGUCAGGUAUGGAGCCAGUCAGGCUCUGGGAUGUUGAACCAGAGUGUGGUGGCCAUCACACAGGCUGCCCCUGGGCCAGAGACGCUGUAAGGAAGCUGCGUGCCUUUACUUCCCUAGCAUGGACUUGUUACCAGGAAGGCCCCAGGUCCUGCAAUAGGAGGGUGAGUGCCCAGCUCGCCUGAGGUUAUCCCCUUUUUGCUGUGGCCCUGAUGGUCUUCUGAGAAGCAGGAGGCCUUAUCUUGUUGUCAGGGGUCAGUUGCUACCUGGCCAUUUUGCUGAGAGAAUCGGGAUGUUGAAUGGGACAAGAAUCAAGAAUCAGUUCUGGAUUGGUCCCGACAAGCUACCUUGCACUGUGCUUGCCUGGAAGGGAAGAUGUGGCCUGGAGCACACUCCCAUGUUA
Molecule: messenger RNA, 3606 nt
Organism: Dromiciops gliroides (monito del monte)
Lineage: Eukaryota; Metazoa; Chordata; Mammalia; Microbiotheria; Microbiotheriidae
Gene: DCLK3
Product: doublecortin like kinase 3
Exons: 6
Coding region: 237-2840 (867 amino acids)
Biological process (GO): intracellular signal transduction; protein phosphorylation
Molecular function (GO): protein kinase activity; ATP binding
Source: RefSeq, a predicted model, not a curated record